CUUCUUACGUUUGCACAAUUUUAUGUUUAGAUUGCCAGCCAUAUCUGUUCUUGUCCAAUGGAGGCCACUCAAAGUUUACUUAUCUACUUUUGACAAGGCUAUGGGUGCUUUAGUUGCCGAAAUUGAUCAAGAAGGCAAAGAACAACUUGUUUAUUAUGUCAAUCAAAAUUGCAAAGAUGCUGAGUCAAGCACUGUCCAACAUCCUAUCUCUAACAAAGUUCCUGGUAGUGAGGUCACUCAUACACAAGAAAUUAAAGAAGAAUGGACAUUAUAUUUUGAUGGGUCUUCCACGAUUGAAGAGGCUAGAGCUGGCAUUGUUCUCAGAGAUGAUAAAGGCCAUGAUACGCAGGCAAGGAAACCCAGCCAAGCCGACAGCACUCCCUUGAGAAAACCGAAAUCAAGAUCUGCUCUGCUCUGUCCGUCCAGUUGUUGCUCUUGCCGGUUUGUGGGUGCAAAUUCCUUUGAUUUUUCGAUCCCCCUAAAUUUCCCUGCACUUCCUGCCGGCUUCCCCAAUCUGCAGCUUCGGUUUCUGCUGGCUGGAAUUCUGGUUCUUGAGUGUUUUGCCACCCGAGUAGUUGGCUUGAGUUCCGGAUUUGAGGUAAGUAAAUUAUAGUAACACCCUUCAAUUUCAAAGCAUGUUUUAAAUUAUUUUUGAGAUGGUGGCAAGGUUAAAAUUGAUUUUAUUAGCACCGAACAUGAUUAAUUUGAAAUGGAAUUAUUUUGGUUUUCAUUGAGUAGAGCAUGCCACUUGCAACUUACUGAACUGCUCUAAUGAUUUAAGAAUUUUUGUAAAUUAUGAUUUUUGUUAAAUUCAUGCCCACAUGGAAUUUUUUUGGUUUAUUUUUUUAAUUUUGAGAUUGAUUGUGAAUUAUGAAUUUUUUUAUAAAUCUUGCAUGGUUUUGUCUCUGAUAUAGUCAUGAUUACUGACGCCCGCCAGUGGAAGUUUGCAAACGUUGGCACAUGUCGACAUGUUUACUGAUAGGACCAGUUCAUUUUGAAAUCCUAUCAAUGGGAUAAAACAUUGGUUACUACUGUGUCCGCCAGUGGAAGGUUUAUAAACGCUGGCCAUGACUUAUAGAUGAGACAAUAUUACUGAAUUUUCUUCUGUAUUAAUGGUUUGUCAUUAAACACUUUGCUAUUGAACUGAAUUUGAUUCUGUAUUAACAGUUUAUCAUUGAACAUUUUGUUAUGUUAAACUGUUUAUCAAGCAUGCUAAAAAUUUUACUCGAGAGCUAUCCAUAUUUACUUACUGAGUUAUCUCAUAAUUUUUCCUUGUCCACCAUUUUAGGAAGCGAAGUCAAGGACGGGGAAAAACGAGGGGAGUGACGAGUUAGAAGGCUAGCCACUUGUAAUUUAAUAUAAAUUUUAGAUAUAGAUCAUGAUCUUGUAAGUUAGAUUUUAAUUGGAGAUUUUAUAAAUCCAUUUAAUGGAUUGUUAGUUUAUAAGAGAUUUGACCUUGAGAUUUUGAACUUAA
Molecule: messenger RNA, 1474 nt
Organism: Rubroshorea leprosula
Lineage: Eukaryota; Viridiplantae; Streptophyta; Magnoliopsida; Malvales; Dipterocarpaceae
Source: the annotation of a GenBank genome assembly